AUGAAGAAAGUGUUUAAGAAACUAAAUAAGGGCACAGAAAAGCCGAAGAAAGACAGAAAAGCGAUUCCAUUAAGCGUAAAGCUGGAUGUAGUCAAACGUAUUGACGAGGGACAACGUAACAAAGACGUGAUGCAGGCACUCCAUUUAUCCUCGUCGACGAUAAGUACUAUCUACAUGCAGAAGGAGAAGAUACUGCAGACAGCUGUUAUCGCCGCUGGAGGUGCAAAUUUGACGAAGCUGACGUUGAGCAGACACCCGAUCAUGGAGAAACUGGAGAAACUUUUGUUGCAGUGGAUAGACGAGACGACAAGCCGUCAGAUGGCUCUUAAUUUUCACGUGAUCCGAGAAAAGGCACUGUCGUUGUUUGAGAGACUGAAGGCGCAGGCCAUUGAGGAGGGAGACGAGACGGCAAAGACUGUGAAUUUUAAAGGCAGUCACGGGUGGUUCGACCGCUUCAAGAAGAGAGGACUCAUGCACAACCUUCAGGCUUUGGUUGAGGCAGUGUCUGCAGACCUCGCCGCAGUCAGUGCUUUUCCUGAAGAGCUGAACAAAAUCAUACAGGAAGGCGGCUACACCAGCAAACAGAUCUUCAACGUGGACGAGACAGGCUUGUUCUGGAAGCGCAUGAUGUCCCACACCAGCAUCUCGCACGACGAAGAACGGGCAAAAGGCCAUAAAGCGUCAAAAGACAGGCUGACGUUGCUGCUUGGUGGAAAUGCUGAAGGCGAUGUAAAACUGAAGCCACUGCUUGUGUACUGCUCGGAAAAUCCUCGGGCCUUGAAAGGCAUCAAUAAAAACAGCCUUCCCGUUAUCUGGCGUUCAAACCGAAGUGCGAGGGUGACACAGCAAGUGUUUUUGGACUACGUGCAAAAUUAUUUCUGUCCUUUUGUCGAAAAAUACUGUCGAGAAAAUAACCUUGACAACAAAGCACUUUUGAUCAUCGACAGUGCUCCUGGUCAUCCAGGCACGGUGGCAGACUACAGCAGCAAUGUGCAGGUCGUGUUUUUGCCUCCGAACACCUCCCUGGUGCAGCCGAUGGACCAAGGUGUCACUGCCACGUUCAAGGCUCAGUACUUGCGCCUCGUGAUGAAGUACCUCGUUGAUGGCCUCAGCAUGGGCGGAAGGACGACAGUCAGGGAGCUGUGGACAAGUUACGACCUCAAAAUGGCUGUCGAAAACAUCGCAGCUGCUUGGGACGAAGUCACGGCGAACACAAUGAACGCCGUCUGGCAACAACUCCUUCCUGAGUUGGUGCGCGACCUUCAUGGUUUGGAAACCGAUAAGAAGAUGAUCUGCUCCGACAUCGUACGGCUGGCAGUGAAAGCAGGAUUCAACUCCAUCGACAUCGAAGACGUGCAAGAGGUGUUGGAGGCUCAUUCGGAGGACCUGACCGACGAGGAGAUGAUCCAGCGAGAAGAGGAGCGUUUGAAGGAGGAGACGGAACGUUUGAAGGAAGGAAGACUGGACAAAGACGAUGAGCCGCUCAAAGACUUUGGGACAAAAGAGCUGCGCAGUUUGUUCACCAUGGUCGAGAGUGCUUGUGACUUGGUUGACCAGCAUGACAGCGACUUUGAACGAGCUCGCAAGGUGAAGCUGCAAAUGAGAGAAUCGGUCGAAUGUUACAGACAGAUGUACGACAGAAAGGUGCGAGAAACCAAGCAGACGAAUCUGUUAGGGUUUCGACCCUCCGCUGGCUAUGCCGCUUCUCGACCUUCGACCUCGUGUAUCAUACGUCCCAUGGAAGAGGAAGACGACAAAGAGGAGGAAACGGUCGUGAGCCAUCCGUUAAUUAUGGAGUGCGAAGAACUGAGCCACUCCUAG
Messenger RNA from Pomacea canaliculata, 1821 nucleotides. Its product is annotated as tigger transposable element-derived protein 1-like. Gene Ontology annotation, molecular function: DNA binding. Gene Ontology annotation, cellular component: nucleus. The record is from RefSeq and is a predicted model, not a curated record. Lineage: Eukaryota; Metazoa; Mollusca; Gastropoda; Architaenioglossa; Ampullariidae. The transcript has a single exon. The coding region runs from base 1 to 1821 and encodes 606 amino acids.